AUGGAUAAAUCAGUGAAAAUAAACGAAAAAGGAACUGGAAUUACAGAUUAAAUUUAGAAUGAAAUAGUCACAAUUGUUAAAAAUGCCAUUUAAGUGAAUAAGCAAUUUUUGGGGGAAGUUUGCAACCAAAUUGCAAAUGUUUUGUGUCAAAAAUAUGGAGGAUGGUGGUGUUGCUUUGUAACAGAUAAAGACGCCAAUUACGGAUCAAGAUUGUUUCAUUUUGAUCACAUGUACUUAGAUGCAACAAUAGAAUAAAAGCGAUUUACUAUUUUCAAAUCAGCAAAAUGA
Molecule: messenger RNA, 288 nt
Organism: Paramecium tetraurelia
Lineage: Eukaryota; Ciliophora; Oligohymenophorea; Peniculida; Parameciidae
Exons: 1
Biological process (GO): microtubule-based process
Cellular component (GO): dynein complex
Source: RefSeq, a predicted model, not a curated record